This is a messenger RNA of Anarrhichthys ocellatus (wolf-eel), 966 nucleotides long. RefSeq names its product olfactory receptor 52D1-like. The record is from RefSeq and is a predicted model, not a curated record. Lineage: Eukaryota; Metazoa; Chordata; Actinopteri; Perciformes; Anarhichadidae. The coding region runs from base 1 to 966 and encodes 321 amino acids. Gene Ontology annotation, biological process: G protein-coupled receptor signaling pathway; detection of chemical stimulus involved in sensory perception of smell. Gene Ontology annotation, cellular component: membrane. The transcript has a single exon. Gene Ontology annotation, molecular function: G protein-coupled receptor activity; olfactory receptor activity; odorant binding.
AUGGACAAUACAACAGUUCUAACAUUCACAAUGACUGCAUACACUGUCAUGGAAAACUACAAACAUGGGCUGUUCACUAUGUUCCUCCUGCUCUACUCUAUUACUAUCAUUUUGAAUUCACUGCUCAUUACUGUCAUACACCAAAACAAAGCGUUGCAUCAACCUAUGAAUGUGUUCACAUGUAUGUUAUCCAUCAAUGAAAUAUAUGGCAGUACUUCGUUGUUACCUGCAAUUAUGGUUGUGCUCAUGUCCGAGACGCAUGAAGUAAUUGUGAAGUGGUGUAUGGCUCAAGUCUAUUUCCUACACACAUACGCAGCUGCUGAGUUUUUAAUUUUAGCUGUUAUGGGUUAUGACAGAUAUGCUGCCAUCUGUUUCCCACUACAUUACCACAGCAUCAUGUCUAAUUCCAAGGUAGCCAAGCUUGUUGCAUUAGCAGGUCUAUACCCACUCAUUGUGUUUGCAUGUUUUUACUCACUAACCUUGCAGCUGAGCUUUUGUGGAAAAGUCAUGCAAAAAUUAUACUGUGUGAACAUGGAGCUAGUCAAAAAUUCAUGUUCAAAUGAUAGCCAAUUGUACAUAAGUACGGUGGGACUUGUAAUUCUCCCGUUGUUUAUUGUGCCUCAGGUAGUGAUGAUUGCUUUCUCUUAUGUGAAAAUUUCACGAGUGUGUAUGAAUUUAUCAAGAGAGUCCCAGAGAAAUGCUCUUAAAACAUGUAUCCCACAUUUGUUGUCUUUGCUAAUCUACACCAUCGGUUUAUUAUUUGAAAUGAUCCAAACUAGAUUUGACAUGAUUCGUGUUUCUUUUGAGACACGAAUCUUCAUGUCCCUGUACUUUGUCAUCAUUCCAUCUAUUGCCAACCCGGUGCUGUAUGGACUCGGUACUCAAAUAGUAAGAGUUCAUAUACUGAAUCUGUUUGUUAGAUACAAGAUCCUGCCAACAAACUUAGCAAAGGCGGUUGUAGCUUAA